AUGGACGUUUUCAAAAUCGACCAGUCGCUCAGCGCGGGUCUGGGUAGCGCCCCGGCGCCAGACACGCUUACGCCGGAAGUGUCCUUCGACGCAGGUAGUGAGUUCAAUCUGAGCUUCUUCGACGGACCGGAGGAGAACAGCACCCAAGGCUUCAGCGAUCCCGGUUCCGUGGGUAGCGCCAGCGCAUCACCACCGCCAGGAACACCCGCCAGCAUCCCCGUUAACCCCCCGAACGCCGCCCUACCGAUAGUCCAAGUGCCCUCCGGCAUCGUCAUUAAGCAAGAACAACACUACGCGGCCGCCGAUUCGAACAGUUCGACGCCCGCGAAGAGUUUCGUGGCCUGUAGAGUUUGCGGUGACAAAGCGAGCGGUUAUCAUUACGGCGUGACCAGCUGCGAGGGUUGCAAAGGCUUCUUCAGGAGGAGCAUUCAGAAGCAGAUAGAGUACAGGUGCCUGAGGGACGGCAAGUGUCUCGUCAUCAGAUUAAAUCGGAACCGCUGUCAGUACUGCAGAUUUAAGAAGUGCCUAGCUGUCGGCAUGUCCAGGGAUUCUGUAAGAUACGGCAGGGUGCCAAAGCGUUCAAGGGAACGCGGCCCCGACGACGCAGUGCCGACUACAACAACAACGACGACAACGACCACCGGUGUGCAACAGCUCACGUCUCCCGGCUCUGGAAACAACAACAACAACAACAACAACAACAACAACAACAACAACAACAACAACAACAACAGCCAAAAUAAUAACAACAAUAGCCAGGGUCAGAACACCAUAGCCUGCGUGGCACCAGCUGCGGUUGUUGAAGCGGAUCAGUCGGACGCGGACGUGAAACAAUUGGCCGUGUACGACGUGAUACUCCAAGUGUCUCAGGCGCAUCAUGCUCACUGUGGCUUCACCGAGGAAUCAACGAGGGGCAUAGUUCGGAAACCGAUGAUAAUACCGCCCGCCAGUCCCGAGGACCCAGAGGCGGCAUCCUCCACGGCGGAAACAGUUGAGUCGCAGAGGAUCUGGCUCUGGCAACAAUUCGCCACCAGAGUAACACCGUCGGUGCAAAGGGUGGUGGAGUUUGCCAAAAGGGUGCCAGGAUUUUGCGAUCUCUCGCAAGACGAUCAGUUGAUACUGAUUAAGGUCGGUUUCUUUGAGGUCUGGCUCAGCCAUAUCUCAAAGAUGACCACUGACAGUUCGAUGACUUUCGAGGAUGGUACUUAUAUCACUAGGCAGCAAAUGGAAUUGAUGUACGAGCUAGAUUUCGUGUCCGCUUUGAUGCAAUUCACAUCGGCACUAAACGGCCACCAACUGUCGGACACGGAAUUGGGCCUGUUUUCCGGCGCUGUUCUGCUCGGCGAAAGGCCAGGCCUGAACGACGUAAAGGCGGUGCAGAGGCUUCAGGAUCGUCUUCUGGAGGCGCUCAAGGUGCAAGCGUUGCGGAAUCACACGGUCCCGAGCGAGACAACCUCGGCUGGUGGUUGUUCCAGCAUCUCGAGCGUUUCCCAAAGGAUACCAGAAUUAAGGGCUCUGGGUGCCAGACACGCGAAUCUUCUCGAUUGGUUCAGGAGGAACUGGACCAAGCUCAAACUACCGCCCCUCUUUGCCGAGAUAUUCGACAUUCCCAAGUGCGAGGAAGAUCUUCAGUGAAGAGAAUGUUUCAGAGUACAUCGAGUUUAUUCGAGGAAAAGGAACGGCUCUGCCGUGGGAGAAUCUUCUAAUUGCCAGGCG
Colletes gigas is the source of this 1716-nucleotide messenger RNA. RefSeq names its product ecdysone-induced protein 78C (gene Eip78C). Gene Ontology annotation, molecular function: nuclear receptor activity; zinc ion binding; sequence-specific DNA binding. The transcript has 7 exons. The coding region runs from base 1 to 1635 and encodes 544 amino acids. The record is from RefSeq and is a predicted model, not a curated record. Gene Ontology annotation, biological process: regulation of DNA-templated transcription. Lineage: Eukaryota; Metazoa; Arthropoda; Insecta; Hymenoptera; Colletidae.